Molecule: messenger RNA, 1821 nt
Organism: Ramularia collo-cygni
Lineage: Eukaryota; Fungi; Ascomycota; Dothideomycetes; Mycosphaerellales; Mycosphaerellaceae
Product: related to SET domain protein
Exons: 10
Coding region: 1-1821 (606 amino acids)
Molecular function (GO): protein binding
Source: RefSeq, a predicted model, not a curated record
AUGGCUUUCCAUUCCAUUGAUGUCGACAAACUGGCCCGCGAGAUAGCAGUAUCCGUCCGACAACUUCUAGAGACGUCCACCUCUGGUCACGAGGGCUUCCAACUGGAAUGCAACCUGGUUAGCAACUAUCCGGGCACCCAAUGCCGUAAAGUUGCAUCAAUCGACAUUGCCACCAUUCUCCGCCAAACUCCUGGUAAUGGUAAUAAUGCUGGCAUUGACGAGGCAGACCCAAGCUCAAAUCCUCACAAUGGGUAUGAAGCGUCCGUCUCUCCAACGAAUACUGCACGAGGCAGGCCCUCAAGUGCUCUGGCGCCAACAUCCGACCACAACGCGAGACCUGCGAAACGGCGUGCCAUAGGCGGCUUGAGUUUGACCACAUCUGCCGCCACUAAGCCAAGUACUGCUGUCAGAAGGCUUGAGAGUGAUGUGAGAUUCUUUCCCCAGCGAAAAAAACGAUUACCAGACACCCCAAGUUUGCAGCCUAGCACCUUCUCCAAAUUCAUCAAUGGCAUAUGGGAGUCCAUCUUCUCCGGCAAUCGACUGGAUCCAGGCGAGGUCAUCGAGCAGUGGCAAGCAAUCGAGCUUGGUGGACAGCCUCGUCUCCUGACAGAUACCGAAACGGGUCUGCAAAAUCAUAGUGAUUCCCUUGUGCUGGAGAAGUUUGGAAAGAUGACCGUUCUCGCUCGCAAGAUCACCCAGACUUCCAAGGUCUGUCGAUCGCUGGAAGUCAUCGUUCAGGCACAUUGGGUGGAUGCCUUUGACGAUCGAGUCGCGGAGCUGAGUAUGACCACAUCCAAAGAAAAGGCCAAAAAGACGGCUCUCUCCGAGGCUUGCACGCACUUUGGCUGGAGCGACAAGGAGAUUAGGAAUCGAAUGGCCGUUUGGCGUGGUUAUGCCGAGAUAAAGCGGGCUGGCGGAUGGGCUGCACUGGUGUUUGCCGGUAUGGGUCUUUAUCGUUUCGCCAAGUAUCGAGUGGCCUUUACAGAGGAGACUUUUUCCACACUACGCGCGUUGAAGCAUCGAUUUGAAGUCGCUGCAGACACCUUACAUCCCACUUGGAGAACACUAUUGGCCAUUGCAGGCGAAUCAACCGAACGAAUAUACGAAGGUCAUCCCCACGACUGGGUAGUCUGCGGCCCAGGAAACCAAGCCCUACCCUUAGCAAGCACCUAUCACAAAUGGGAUGCAAAUUUCACCUACCAGCAUCUAGAAGAAUGCACAAUCAACGAAGAAGUCUGGGGUCUUUUCGAUCCCCGAACAGUAACAACUUCUUUAAAUGCCGACCCGGCGGGGGCUUCUCAGACAUGUUGUCUUGCAUGCGGGGAGAUUCAAGCCGAUGAACCACAUACUAACCAUUGCAUGUGUUUUCCCAAUCUCUUCGGCGGGGCAAAAUUACCUGGAAAUGUGGCUGUGCAGGUUUUCCAGACAGCUAAUGGCAAGAAUAAUGGUUUGUUGGCUUGUUGUGCUUUUGAAAGGGGGGCUUCUGUGGGGGAAUUUGUGGGGGAAAUUACUAGUGGUCUUUCCAACCUAGACGUCAUGGUAGGAGAAACCGAUAAAGCAGCCUAUCAAAUCUGGCAAGGCAAGCAAGGCAACCACACGAAAUUCAUAAACCACUCCUGUUCCCCCAAUAGCCAAUUCGAAAGAUUCAUCUGGCGUGGCACACAAAGAAUCGUGUUGGUGUCUAAAGGUAUUGAAGCUGGUGAGGAGAUUACUGUUGAUUACUCGGAUACUUAUUGGAGAGAUCUCGAUAAGGUCUGCAAAUGCGCAAGUACCAAGUGUAGAUAUCAAAGACGAGCAACAGCACUGGCGGAGAUUACUUGA